AUGAAGAAGAAGAGGAAAAAGAAGUUCUGGAGGCUGCCCUCUUUCCUCAAAGCUGCCAGAAAACACCUCAAGGUGAUCCGACCGAGUCAGACUGAGGUGCAGCUUAUUGAGCUACCAUCGCCAGCCAGCAGCGCUGAUGAUGACAUUAUGUGCCGCUAUGAGCUCGGUGAUCGUCUGGGGGUAGGCGGGUUUGGCGUCGUUCAUGAAGCGAGUCGUGUGGAGGAUGGCCUUAAGGUGGCAUUGAAAGACGUCAUGAAGACCCAUGACAUGGAAUAUCUAACUAUUCCUGGUCAUCCAAACCCCCUCCCAGUGGAGAUCGCCCUUACACUCUUGGCCAACAAGGGACCCAGCGCACCAGAGAUUAUAAAGCUGCUGGACUGGCAGGACCAACGGGACAACUAUAUCAUGGUCCUCGAGUGUCCGUCACCGUGUGAGAACUUAGUCAGUUUCUUGGAGGGCCACGGAGGAAGACUCGAAGAAGGUUUAGUUCGGCACAUCAUGCGGCAGGCAACGCGGGCGGCUCGCACAUGUUGUCGCCGUGGGGUAUUCCAUGGAGACAUAAAGUUGGAAAACUUCAUUGUGAGCAAGGACACCCUGCAGGUCAAGUUGAUCGACUUUGGGUGUGGGGACCUCAUGAGAAAGUCUGCCUACACGACAUUGUAUGGCACCAUGGAGUACUACCCUCCUGAGUACAGGAUCAAGGGCAAGUACCAUGCGAAGUCUGCAAUGUCGUGGUCUCUUGGGGUCAUCUUGUUAACAAUGCUGUGCGGCCGUUUUCCAACUGACAAUGACCUGCAGAAGACCGAACUAAACCUUUGGUCAGAGCCUGGACUGUCAAAGGACUGCUGCAGUUUGAUCUGUAGUCUGCUCCAGCAUAAAACUAAGCGACGGCUCGGUCUGGGGAAGAUCCUUCAACACGACUGGUUUCAGGUACUGAGCCUGAGAUCAGCCACAUUUGCUUUAAAUGCUGCUGGACCAGAGGUUCCUGCCAUGGACAGCUUAAAGGCAUGUAAUGGGCUUCCUCGUCUCAGAGCUCCACUGCCCUGGUUCCUCAGUGGUUCCUCUCAUGGCUACCCACAAGUCCAAGGUUUGAUGUCCCAGAGGUUCCUUCUACGGUGCUCCAGGUCUCUCAGUCUUGCUGCUCUGGUACCAGAACUUCCUGUAGUGGCUACCUGGUCUUCAACUCCUUGUCAUGACUGCAUGCUCUCAAAAGUUGACCUGGAUAGUGAGGUCCCUGCAAAGUCAGCUGGGUCUCAGAGGUUCUAA
Molecule: messenger RNA, 1266 nt
Organism: Carassius gibelio (silver crucian carp)
Lineage: Eukaryota; Metazoa; Chordata; Actinopteri; Cypriniformes; Cyprinidae
Product: serine/threonine-protein kinase pim-2-like
Exons: 7
Coding region: 1-1266 (421 amino acids)
Biological process (GO): regulation of mitotic cell cycle; negative regulation of apoptotic process; protein autophosphorylation
Cellular component (GO): cytoplasm
Molecular function (GO): protein serine/threonine kinase activity; ATP binding
Source: RefSeq, a predicted model, not a curated record